Messenger RNA from Colletotrichum phormii, 369 nucleotides. RefSeq lists its product as uncharacterized. The coding region runs from base 1 to 369 and encodes 122 amino acids. Lineage: Eukaryota; Fungi; Ascomycota; Sordariomycetes; Glomerellales; Glomerellaceae. The record is from RefSeq and is a predicted model, not a curated record. The transcript has a single exon.
AUGCCUACCGCAGGAACAGAUGCAGGGUUGCGUUGCGAAGUGCCCGGCUGCAAGCACGGCAGAAUCUACGCCAGUCCGUCUUAUCUCAAGAGACACAUCAAGUCCAAGCACUACCAGGCAGUCCAGAUGUCCUGCGGCAAAUCUCUUCCCAACCACCGUUCAAACAUCGAGCGCCAUAAGAGAAAAUGCGGCUGCGAAAUUCUGGUUCAGCCUCUGGUGCCCGCUGGGGGGUAUGGCAUUGGUACGCCUAUGAGUGCCACCACCAAUAUCGCGAUGACGCCGACCUUCGAUGACACCUUUGAUAUGGUGUUCAAUCACUUCAACAACGCGUACUAUCCUGUGGACGGUAGUUCUCUUGGGCUCCCUUAG